Molecule: messenger RNA, 1329 nt
Organism: Rhagoletis zephyria (snowberry fruit fly)
Lineage: Eukaryota; Metazoa; Arthropoda; Insecta; Diptera; Tephritidae
Product: odorant receptor 7a-like
Biological process (GO): detection of chemical stimulus involved in sensory perception of smell; sensory perception of smell
Cellular component (GO): plasma membrane
Molecular function (GO): olfactory receptor activity; odorant binding
Source: RefSeq, a predicted model, not a curated record
AUGUCCGAAGCUCCGUGCAACAGCCGCCAGUUGCGGUACGACAAUGUUGGAGGCGUCCGUUCAGCCGCGUCAAACGUCCAAGCAACGCCUUCGGUACGCACCGUGCAUGCACUGAACUAUCUCUUCAGCGGCUUUCGCGUGCUCGGCAUCUACAUGCCCGCCCGCCGUAAGUGGCUCUACGCGCUCUAUGCGCUCAUUCCACAUGUGCUGGUCACCAUUUGGCUGCCACUGUCCUUCGUCUUCAGCUAUGCCACCAUGUCUGCCGCAGACUUGGAACCCAGCAGCCUGCUCACCUCCAUUCAGGUCGCCAUCAAUGUGAUUGGGUGUUCGGUGAAAAUUGUUGUUAUGGCUUUUCUGCUGCCAAAGUUGCGUACCGCUAAUGCGUUUAUGGAUCGCUUGGAUGCGCGUUGCCGCGAUGAGGAUGAAAUUUGCGAGUUGCGUAAGAUUGUGCGUCAGGGUAAUCGUUUCGUGGUGCUCUUUGCCAUGUCCUACUGGAGCUAUGCGACCAGCACUUUCCUCGGCUCGGUGUUCUUUGGCCGUCCACCCUAUGCGUUGUACAAUCCGUUCCUCGAUUGGCGCAAAUCGAAACUAGAGUUCAUAGUAGCGUCGCUGAUUGAGUUCGCACUCAUGGACGUGGCUUGCUUUCAGCAAGUGGUAGACGACUCUUAUGCGGUCAUCUAUGUGUGUAUACUACGCACGCAUAUGAACAUUUUAUUGAUACGCUUAAGGAAGUUGGCCACGAAUGCAGAACUGAAUGCGGAGCAGAAUUUGGAAGAACUGAAACUUUGCAUUGUGGAUCACAAGAAUCUACUGGGACUCUACAACAUCAUUGCGCCUAUAAUUUCUGUGACGAUCUUCAUCCAAUUUAUGAUAACCGCCACCAUACUCAGCGCUACGCUUAUCAAUAUCUUCGUUUUCGCCGAUCAGUUCUCAACACAAAUCGCCUCCUGUUUCUAUAUACUGGCCGUGGUGGUAGAGAUCUUUCCGCUUUGCUACUACGCGCAGUGUCUCAUGGACGAUAGCGAACGCCUAUCGCAGCAGAUCUUUCACGCAAAUUGGAUAGAACAGGACGUGCGUUUUAGGAAAAUGAUGGUUUUCUUCAUGCAGCGCACUCAGCACGUGAUGGAACUUAAUGCCGGCAAGAUAUUUCCCAUAACAUUGGGCAGCUUUCUGAGUAUUGCGAAAUUCUCAUUCUCAUUGUAUACGCUGAUCAAGAAAAUGGGCAUUAGGGAGCGAAUGGGGCUGGAAUAAUGGCAAGCAGCAGUAGUCUCUUCAUGAAAAUCUUCUUAAUUCUAAACAAUAAAAAUUGUGGGCCAAACUUCGAUUAAA